Messenger RNA from Scleropages formosus (Asian bonytongue), 2527 nucleotides. Its product is annotated as ATP-dependent Clp protease ATP-binding subunit clpX-like, mitochondrial. Lineage: Eukaryota; Metazoa; Chordata; Actinopteri; Osteoglossiformes; Osteoglossidae. The transcript has 15 exons. The record is from RefSeq and is a predicted model, not a curated record. Gene Ontology annotation, molecular function: ATP-dependent protein folding chaperone; ATP hydrolysis activity; zinc ion binding. Gene Ontology annotation, biological process: protein folding. Gene Ontology annotation, cellular component: mitochondrial matrix. Bases 298 to 2178 code for a protein of 626 amino acids.
UGCUGAGCGCCCAUUACCCAGAAUUCCGCGCUUCGUGCUCAGUGCUGCCCCCGCUGGGCGCUGCUAUCUUCCUACACAGGCUGCACUCGGGGCCACUUCGGACCGAGGCGGAUGGAUUCAGGUUGUUAGCAGUGUGGUCGAUGUGUGUAGACUUUUACAUGUGGGCCUGACGCGGAUUACUCGUCCAUCAUCCUCAAGCCGGUUGACUCGGGUGCGUUUUGGACCUGGUUCGGCUGCUCCGUUUCCUGCUCCAGAGCAGGCAUAACUCCGCUGUUGGCACAUUGGGACAAGAGAAACAUGUCCUGUAAGUGCACUUCGGCGGCAAGGUUACUCCUUAUCUCGGCGCAGAAAGGUAUCUCCUGCUCUCGGGUUCAGAGGUUUACCCUGUGUAGGCCUGUGCCUCAUGACAUUCCCUUGAUGCACAGAGUGCCAUUAAGGUCAUUUUCAGAGACUACAGUGUAUUUUGCAUCAAAAGAUGGGACAACUAAAGAUGGACUUGGUGAUGGUGGAAAGAAGACAGUCAGUGAGGCUGGUGGGAAGAGAUCUGCAAAUUCAGGAAGCACAGGCAAAGGAGGAGGCCACCUGCGUUGCCCCAAGUGUGGUGAUCCUUGCACUCAUGUGGAGACAUUUGUCUCCUCCACACGCUUUGUGAAAUGUGAGAAGUGCCAUCAUUUCUUUGUGGUGCUCUCAGAAACUGACUCCAAGAAGAGUCUAAAAACAGAGCCAGAAACAGCUGCUGAAGCUGCCAAACUAGCCUUUCAACAGAAACCACCUCCGCCUCCUAAAAAGAUCUAUGCAUACUUGGAUAAGUAUGUGGUGGGCCAGUCCCACGCCAAGAAGGUGCUGGCUGUAGCUGUGUACAACCAUUAUAAACGCAUCUACAACAACAUCCCUGCUGGAUCCAGGCCUCAGGCAGAGGUGGACAAACAAACGUCACUGUCACCAAGAGAACUAGAGAUACGAAGACGGGAGGAUGAGUACAGAUUUACAAAGCUGCUGCAGAUUGCUGGCAUCAGUCCUCAUGGCAAUGCCUUGGGGGCAUCCAUGCAGCAACAGGUGAAUCAGCAGACCCCUCAGGAGAAGCGGGGUGGGGAGGUCCUGGACUCCACACACAAUGAUAUAAAACUGGAAAAGAGCAAUAUUGUACUUUUGGGCCCAACUGGAUCAGGUAAAACACUAUUGGCUCAAACCCUUGCAAAAUGCCUGGAUGUUCCCUUUGCCAUCUGUGAUUGCACCACGUUGACUCAGGCAGGAUAUGUAGGAGAGGAUAUCGAAUCGGUCAUUGCAAAGCUGCUUCAAGAUGCCAACUAUGUAGUGGAGAAGGCACAGCAAGGCAUAGUCUUCCUGGAUGAGGUGGAUAAGAUUGGCAGUGUUCCUGGAAUCCACCAGCUUCGUGAUGUUGGAGGAGAAGGAGUUCAACAGGGUUUACUCAAACUGCUUGAAGGUACCAUUGUUAAUGUCCCGGAAAAAAACUCCAGAAAGCUGAGGGGUGAGACGGUGCAGGUGGACACGACCAACAUCCUGUUUGUAGCUUCAGGGGCUUUCAAUGGGCUCGACCGGAUAAUCAGCCGCAGGAAAAAUGAGAAGUACCUGGGUUUCGGCAGCCCAUCCAGCCUGGGGCAGGGCAGGCGGGCGGCGGCAGCAGCAGACCUAGCCAACAGCAGUGGUGAGGUGGAUACGGUGCAGGAGAUAGAGGAGCGGGAUCGGCUGCUCCGCCAUGUGGAGGCACGCGACCUCAUUGAGUUCGGCAUGAUCCCUGAGUUUGUGGGCCGGCUGCCUGUAGUGGUGCCACUGCACAGCCUUGAUGAGGACACGCUGGUGCGCAUUCUGACAGAGCCCCGCAAUGCUGUGGUGCCCCAGUACCAGGCCCUCUUCAGCAUGGACAAGUGUGAGCUCAAUGUGACCCCAGAUGCACUACGUGCUAUUGCUCGACUGGCUCUGGAAAGGAAGACUGGAGCUCGUGGACUCCGGUCCAUCAUGGAAAAGCUGCUGUUGGAGCCAAUGUUUGAGGUGCCACAUUCUGACAUUGUGGCGGUGGAGCUGAGUAAGGAUGUAGUUCUAGGAAAAUCGGAACCGCGUUAUAUAAGAGCACCUGCGAAAGAGCCUACAGAUGAAGACUUUGAUUCUGGCAUUGAAGAAGAGAACUGGCCUCGACAGGCAGAUGCAGCCAACAAUUGAUUAAUUUUUUGGAACUUAAAGCAUGGAGCAGUUCCUCCUUUUAAUGAAACAAGCCACGGAGAAGGGCAGGAGCACACAAUGGAAGUGGAGGACUAUAGUCCGGGAUCACAUUCAGGCUCUGUAUCUCUAUGGCCAUUAUGAACGUUUAGUUCGUUGUCUGUAAAACUGUUGAUUUCCAUGCCCUGGCCGCAAAGCUACAGGCUUUUCAUCAGGUGAAAUCUACUAAAUAUUAACUGGGGGUUACUCUGCACAGUGGCGUUAUUUUGAGCAAAAAGGAUGGUGUUUUUCUUUAGAAAAUUUCCAGUGAAAAUGGUAAGAGAACCAAAUGGACAGAACUGGGCUCAUAAAA